Molecule: messenger RNA, 2783 nt
Organism: Gavialis gangeticus (Gharial)
Lineage: Eukaryota; Metazoa; Chordata; Crocodylia; Gavialidae
Gene: GRB7
Product: growth factor receptor bound protein 7
Exons: 16
Coding region: 68-1825 (585 amino acids)
Biological process (GO): signal transduction
Source: RefSeq, a predicted model, not a curated record
GGGGCUGGUGGUUUGGAACAGACAUGGUGAUAACUGCUGGGGACAGACUAGAGGAGGCAGACAGGGGAUGCAAGAAGCCACCGGCGCCAUGGGCGAGGAGAACACAGAGUUGAGGACCUCUGGGCACAGACUUCGGGAGUGGAUCCGUGGGAGAUCUCACCGCCUCACCACCCAGAACCAAGGCAAAGAUAAUGACAUGGACCUGGGCGCUCUCCAGAACAAUGUGAACACCACCUUGGACAACCUCUACCAGGGCAGCCUGGAGCAGGAGAGAGCCAGGAGCCUACCCAAUGGCAAUGCCUUCCCUCUCAGCAAGCGGGGGGACAAGGCUGAUGUGCUGGCUGGCAGUGACAUGAAGCGCUCACAGCCACUGCUCAUCCACAUGAACAGGAAGUUAAAGGAGGAGGAGCCGCGAGCCUCAUCACUUCCAUCCAUCCCCAACCCCUUCCCCGAGCUUUGCAGUCCCUCCAACUCACCCAUCCUCAGCAGCCCUACAGCGGGACAAGGCCCACAGCGUGAAGGCGGCUCCCAUGUGGUGAAGGUCUUCAGUGAAGAUGGCACCUGCCGCUCUGUGGAGGUCACAGCAGGUGCCACAGCACGCCAUGUCUGUGAGAUGCUGGUGCAGAAGACCCAUGCCCUCCAUGAUGACAGCUGGUCCCUGGUGGAGUUGCACCAGCACCUGGCACUGGAGCGGUGCCUGGAAGACCAUGAGUCUGUGGUGGAGGUGCAGUCCACUUGGCCUGUGGGGGGGGACUGCAAGUUUUUUUUCCGGAAGAACUUUGCCAAGUAUGAGCUGUUCAAAAGUUCCCCACAGUCCCUGUUCCCUGAGGUGAUGGUCUCCAGCUGCCUGGAUGCCAACAAGGGCAUGUCCCACUCAGAGCUCAUCCAGAACUUCCUCAACUCUGGCAGCUGCCCAGAGAUCCAGGGCUUCCUGCACCUGAAGGAGGCUGGGCGCAAGGUCUGGAAGCGGUUCUAUUUUUCCCUGCGGCGCUCAGGACUUUACUACUCCACAAAGGGCACAUCCAAGGACCCCCGGCACCUACAGUAUUUCGCUGACCUCAGUGAGUCCAACAUCUACUACAUUACCCAAGGCAAGAAGUACUAUGGCACACCCACCGAGUACAGCUUCUGCAUCAAGCCGUACAAGGUGCGCAGUGGCACAAAGGGCCUGAAGCUGUUCUGCAGUGAAGAGGAGCAGAGCCGCACCUGUUGGAUGGCUGCCUUCCGUCUCUUCAAGUAUGGCAUGCAGCUCUACAGGAACUACCAGCAAUCCCAGUCUAGGCACAGCCAGCUGGCAUGGAUCGGCACCACACCCCUGAGGAGCGUGUCCGAUAACACCCUUGUGGCCAUGGACUUCUCAGGGUGUACAGGCCGGGUGAUUGAAAACCCCAACGAGGCCCUGACUGCAGCCCUGGAGGAGGCCCAGGCAUGGAGGAAGAAGACAAGUCACCGCUACAGCCUCCCAACACCCUGCCAGAGCUCCCCGCUCAGCACAGCCAUCCAUCGAACCCAGCCAUGGUUUCAUGGGCGGAUUUCAAGAGAGGACUCGCAGCGACUGAUCAUCCAGCAGGGACUAGUAGAUGGGGUGUUCUUGGUUCGAGACAGCCAGCGGAACCCCAAGGGGUUCGUCCUGUCCUUGUGUCAUCUGCAGAAAGUCAAGCACUAUCUCAUCCUGCCAAGCGAGGAAGAGGGGAAACUUUACUUCACCAUGGAUGACGGGCAGACACGCUUCACUGACCUCAUCCAGCUGGUGGAGUUCCACCAAAUCAACCGGGGCAUCCUGCCCUGCAAGCUCAGACACUACUGCACCUGCGUAGCCUUGUGACAGGCCUGGUGGGCAGCGGGCCUCCUGGCUGGGCCUCCAUGAGCCACAGCCAACAGGCAGUGAGCAGGAUCUCUGGACUUGAGCUCCAGGAUCAACUCCAAUUGUGUGACCAUCCCCUGCUCUGCCUGGGCCAAGCCCAUGGCACCAGGCAGGGGAAGGACAGGGCUGGCGCCCUGUAAUCUACAGGGUGUAGCCAGUACCAGGAGAAAGUCCCAGUAAGGUAAGCGCCAGGAUGGCACCUCUGGGAUGGACAACCUCUGAGGAGCCUGAACAUGAAGCAAGGAAUCACAGUUCAGGAAGGGGUGCUUCAUCCAGGGCUUCCAGGAGACUGAGGCCUCAGGGUGGUAGUGGGGGCUUAUGCCCCUCUCUCUGCCCCAUAUCCUUCUGCUAUGGUAUCCUUCCAUCUGCACCCCACUUCCCCUUUAAUUCUGCUCUACCCUGUAUCUCUGUACUCUCGUAUCUCUCUGUCUCUCCAAUCCUCCUCCCCAGCUUCUGUCACCCUGGUAUCCCUGGCCCCUGCAUCUUUCUGCACCUGUAUUGUUCUACCCUGGCCCAGCUCUGCCCCUUGGUUCCUCCACCCUUAUAAGGCUCCCCUACCUUCCACUCUGUAUCCCUCCCUCUCCAUCACCCUGCACCUCCCCACUCCAUAUCUUUCCACCUUGUCUUCCUCCCUCCAGCACCAAAUCCCUCUGGCCAGUAUCCUUCCACUCCUGUAACCCACCUCACCAGUAUCUCUCUGUUCCUGUCUUUCCCUUCAAUUCUUGGCCUUUUGGCUGAGAUGAAGUGACAACUUAAUCAUACACAUGCCUGCUACUUAUAUCAUGCAUCUUUACCCUCCCUGUAUCACUCCAUAUCUCUAUCCUACCUUACUUUCCCCUGUAUCCUUUCCAGCCUAACCCUCCCCACCUCAUGUUCCUCCCCGCCAAGCCACUGUACAGCUUUGGUUCCUAGAGUUUCC